GUGGAGUCAGUUACUUUUACCUCCCAUGUGCGUCAUUUUUAGAUCAGGUUACACUUUUUCUUUAUGGGAGUUAAACGAAUAGAUUAUAAAAAUACAAUGUUUUAGUUUUUUUUAGCAGAAUCAAGUAGCUUAUAGUAUAAAUUAAAAGGAAGUUGGCAGUGCGUAAUGGGUUAACGGCGGAAGGCCUGGCCUCACCUUUUAGUGCGCGUCACCCGACGGAGUGAAGCUGUGAAGCGGCCGCCAGCAUCAUCCCCAUCCGGAGAGUCACCCAGACCGUGGAGAGGAGGGGGACCAGCGCUCUGUCUCCGCCGCCACUCGCGCACUUGUCUCGGUGUCGCUCUUAUCUGACUCGGUGAGCAGACGCUGGAGAGCAUCACACUCAUCCUCGACGCUCCGGGAAAUACAGCCUCAAGAGUGAGAAGCGGACGAUUGAUAAGGAGACAUGAAGGACCGUAUGCAAGAACUUAGACAGGGGAAGGAGACAACAGAGGAAGAGGAUGAAGUUGCUGUGGGGAUGGAGAAAGGCUUCAUGGAUGAGUUCUUUGACCAGGUGGAGGAGAUCCGUGGGUUCAUUGAGACUUUGGCAGACAAAGUGGAGGAGGUAAAGAGGCAGCACAGUGCUAUACUUGCUUCACCCAACCCAGAUGAAAAAACUAAGGCCGAGCUGGAAGAUCUCAUGGUGGACAUCAAGAAGCUGGCCAACAAAAUCCGCUCCAAACUAAAAAGUAUCCAACAAACUAUAGAACAAGAAGAGGGGCAAAACAGAUCAUCGGCAGAUCUGAGAAUACGUAAGACACAGCACUCCACACUGUCCCGUAAGUUUGUGGAAGUGAUGUCUGAGUACAACACCACGCAGUCAGACUACAGAGAGCGUUGCAAAGGCCGCAUCCAGAGGCAACUAGAGAUCACCGGAAGAAACACAACAAAUGAGGAGUUGGAGAGCAUGUUAGAAAGUGACAACCCAGCUAUUUUCACCUCUGGAAUCAUUAUGGACAACAUCACACAGCAAGCAAUGAAUGAAAUUGAGACACGGCACAACGAAAUUAUCAAGCUUGAGAACAGCAUCCGAGAGCUGCAUGACAUGUUUAUGGACAUGGCAAUGCUGGUGGAAAGUCAGGGUGACCUGGUGAACAACAUUGAGCAUUGUGUUUUAGGGGCUCAGAAUUAUGUGGAAAAUGCAAAAGAGAACAUCCCUAAAUGCAAAAAGUUUAAAAAGCCUAAAAAGAAAGUGUUCCUAAUUGGAGGAUGCAUUGCUGUUUGUCUGGGCAUUGUAAUUAUUUCCCUGGCAGUGGGUCUUGCUUGAGGAAUAAGAAAUGUAGAAAAAACUUGUUUAUAUUUAUUUUAUUUAUUCAAAGAAAAACUAAAAUGACAUGUUGGCCCUAUUCAAAGGUGUAGUAUGUUCAGUUGCAGGGUCUGCUUGCUUGUCUUCAUAGAGAUCUUGUUAUUUAGUUGCAAAGAUGACCCAACCCAUGAAUAAAAAGAACUAAAAUGAGCUGAAGUCAGGUCAUUGGAAUUAAUCUCUGUAGAAGGCCAUGUCUUUCAACUUUGAUGGCCUUAAAACUGAACUGAAGACGAGAUACGGUGUCUGAUGUUACAAUCUUACUUGUCAGAUCUAUGAGUAAAAAUGCACGUCUUUCAAGAUAUUUCUGAGGAAUUAAAACACCUGCAAAUGAAUACAAGAUAAGUUCAAUGCACUGCUGUGGCGUGGACCAUAAGCAAAGAAAUAACAUGGAGACAAGCAGGUGACUCCCCCAACAGAAAAGUUACACUGUGCACCUUUAAACACAUUAUGUCAAGUUAUGAACUCAAAGUGAACUCUCUGUGCUGUAAAUGCAUGCACUUUUGUGUCCAGCAGCAUUGUGUCCAGAUGUUGUGUGCAUGCUGCAGCUUGUCUCUGUUUAUAGGAGGGUACUAAAUCUAAGAAAUGUUGUCCAAGUCUUGAUUGGGCACAUUUUAAAAACAUGUUAUGUCUGCAAAACUCUUUUUUUGAUUGAACAAUUAGGUAAAUAAAAUAAAUGUUACUUUAAAGUACAGUGAAGCAGAAACAUAUUCCACACUAUUAGUACUAAAUGAUCUGUUUUUACAUUAUUAUUUAAGAUUAUAUUACUAUUAUUUAUUUUUUUAACAUUAACCUUAUGUAGGUACGGCAAGGCAAGUUUAUUUGUAUAGCACAAUUUAUACAUACACAAAGUGCUUUACAGAAUAAGAAAAACAUUCAAAUCAGAUCCACAAAAGCAUAAUUAAAUAAGUAUUACGUUUAUACAGUCACAAUUUCACAUUUUCACGCCAUUUAUGAUUAAAAUUAUACAGCAACUAUGUGGUAUCUCAUAUCAAGAUGUUUUGUUGUUGUUUUUUAUCAUUAAUCUUAUGUUGGCAAGGCAUGGCAAGUUUAUUUGUAUAGCACAAUUUAUACACAAAUUAGCAUUAUAAGAGAAGGGUGCAGAAUAAAAACCUUUCAGUCAUAUGCACAGCUAAACAGAACCUUUUGAAGCCUGGAUUAAACAUUGUUAAUGUAGAGGCCUGUCCCACAUCUUUAGGAAGACUGUCCCUCAGAGAUGUACUUUGGUGCUAGGCCAUGAAGAGAUUGUAACUAUUCUUUAUAUAUUGGCAACUAAUAGAACUUAUCAUAAGCUUUAAUUUGACUUUAUCCAACAUCCUUUUGUUUUUCAGUCAUUAAAUAUUUCACAUUUAUACUGAAUAUUUCAUCUGCUCUUUGUUUUAACUCUGGGUCUGGGUGUAAUGAUGCAUUUGAAUGUACACUGUAAUGUUACGUUUUCUCCUUAAUAACAAACCCCUUUCUGUCUCCAUAAUGCUGCUUUGGACGCUCUCCACUUGUUUACACUGAACAGAAGAAAAUCAUGAUUAUUAUAUGCUGUGUGAUCCUGGGCAUUGUCGUUGCUUCCGUAGUCGGAGGCACACUGGGCUAGAGACACACAAUGGCAGCUGUACAAGAGCAAAUACACACCACAUUUUUACAGUUUUGUGGUCAACCUCUGUCUCCAACAUGAUGUACAGUAGAUUUUACUCAGUGGACACAGACCGGAGGUGUUUUUCGCAUGAGUUGCUAUUUUGUAAAACCGUAGUGCUGCAAACUGUUAUCUUGAGUGUUGUAAUAUGUGAAAUGGUACACUACUAAUGGUACAUUCCAGCUGUAAAGGCAAACGUUACAGGUCAGUAUUCAACAGUGUUGUUUUCAUUUUGUUAUGUUGUCUGUUCUCUCUGACAUAGCGCAAAAAUAGCAUGUUUAUACACUAUUUGUUCCUUUAAGUGGAAUAUUAGUUUUAAUCUGGUCCUACUUUGUAAAUGGGAAGAAAUGUGAUGCUGCCAGGUGAGUAAAAAUCUUCAAACAAUAUUGAUAUAUUUCAGAUUGUGAAACCAUAAGAUCUUUAUUUAAGAAUGUCAUGUUUUAUUCAGUUGGUAUAAACGUUUGCCCUUUGCAGGAGUUUAUUUCACCCACCUUGUCUGUGGGAAUGCAGAGUCUGACUUUGUUUGGUGCUGAACUUUGUGAGAAAAAUACAUACAAUUAAAGUUGCACUUUUGAGAAUGAGAAUCUAUUUGCACUCCGGUGUAACAAUUUUUCUUCACCUGGCAAAUAACUGAUCUAUCCAUUAAUUACAAAAUCACUUGAGCUGGUCUUGCAGCCUCUGACUCCAGUCUUGAGCGGGUGAGCGCAUGCAGAACAUGAUGUUUUGUGACAGUUUGAUUGAGUUGAAUUCUGUGACAAAGAGGGAGCCACUUGUGUCCUUGUUUUAUAAAUGUAUGCUGAUAAAUAAGUCUCUCUAACACAGCCAGUAUGUUCAAAUGAAAUAAGAUGUUUAACUCCUGUUGUACUGUAUGUUUUUAUUUCAAAAUCCUAAGCUUUAAUCUGUCUUUUGUCAAGCAAUUUUAGACAAGAAAAUAUGUGCAUGAUUGACUGGUGACAUAAACAAAUUAUUAUGUUUACCAUGUUGCCUAUACAACUUGUUGCCUUGUGUUGUAUUGUGUAUAUUGUUUCUGUCAAGAUUUUUUCAAGUAAAUUUUGUCCGAAGGG
This is a messenger RNA of Periophthalmus magnuspinnatus, 4030 nucleotides long. It is a transcript of the gene stx1a, whose product is annotated as syntaxin 1A (brain). The coding region runs from base 443 to 1303 and encodes 286 amino acids. NCBI's taxonomy places the organism in Eukaryota, Metazoa, Chordata, Actinopteri, Gobiiformes, Gobiidae. Gene Ontology annotation, cellular component: plasma membrane; presynaptic active zone membrane; SNARE complex. Gene Ontology annotation, biological process: intracellular protein transport; exocytic insertion of neurotransmitter receptor to postsynaptic membrane; synaptic vesicle fusion to presynaptic active zone membrane. The record is from RefSeq and is a predicted model, not a curated record. The transcript is spliced from 10 exons. Gene Ontology annotation, molecular function: SNARE binding; SNAP receptor activity.